Molecule: messenger RNA, 749 nt
Organism: Benincasa hispida (wax gourd)
Lineage: Eukaryota; Viridiplantae; Streptophyta; Magnoliopsida; Cucurbitales; Cucurbitaceae
Product: UvrABC system protein A
Source: RefSeq, a predicted model, not a curated record
AACGCGAUUUCUUCUCCGUUCGAUCAGUUGAUUUGGAAAUUGAGAGGUGGAAUUGAUAGAAAGAGGGAACAAAAAUGGUGAAUCAGCGAACAGACAAGUUGCUGAGAAGAACAACUAUGGUGGCCACUGUCACUGCUUCAUACUUUCUCUUAACCGCCGAUUAUGGCCCUCAACCCAAUUUUCUCGAUCCUAUCAAAAAGUUUAUACUGUCAGCAGAAAGUUCUAUGAAGGGUUUCAUCUUUGGAUCAAAUAAGCAUUCUCAAGAAAGCCAAACAGAGAAGCUUGGCUCCAAUGGCGUCAAGGACAAUCCAUGAUACGUAGGCUUCGAGGAUUUAGUUACGGUUUUAUGUGUAUAUAUUUUGAAUCUGCAGUUUUUUAUUAUACAUUUCCAAAAGCUUAGGUUGAGAUCAAGCGUUAGUAAACCUUUUGGAGGAGUCAAAUAAUGCAGUUUGUUUAGAUUCUAAGAUGUCUAACGAAUUGGUAAUAACCAAAUCCAGUUAGCAUAUUAACAUCAGAGAUUUAAAUUACUUAUAGCAUAUUUCUGGAUUGGUCUAUGUUCAUUUUUUUUUAACUUUUAUUAUCUGAUAUCGCAUCAAGUGGUUUAUGAGAGACCACUCUUAGUUAUUUUAAACUCCUGUAAAAAAUGAACAUAAUUAGAUUACCAAUAGUUAUUCUAAACUAAACUCUUGUAGAAAAAUGAACAUUGUUCUGAUUUGGGAGUUUUAGUGAAAUGUGAGUUUGUGCUGAAA